Molecule: messenger RNA, 1968 nt
Organism: Trichoderma gamsii
Lineage: Eukaryota; Fungi; Ascomycota; Sordariomycetes; Hypocreales; Hypocreaceae
Exons: 1
Coding region: 1-1968 (655 amino acids)
Source: RefSeq, a predicted model, not a curated record
AUGGUGGACCUCAUGUUCCGCGACGAGAGCCACGAUGUCAUCAAAAAGGCAACCUCGGCCAAGCCGCGCAUCAAGAAGCUGAAACAUGGCGGACGGGCCGCUCCGAAGCUAGCCACGGCGCCUCAGAUCGCGCCACCAAGCCCGCCGUCGCCAUCGUCGGGGCCUCUCGUCAUCCGCGAUAGUCCUCGGCCGUCGUCCAAGGCUUUGGGUCCCCUGAAGCGUCGCUCCAAGAAGUCGCCUCUUCUGUCCGUCCUGCUGGCAGGCCCGUACACCGACAGAGAUGGCUUUGACGAGGACGACUGGGUCACCCAUACGUAUCCCUACGAAUAUGAACGCAUUGUUCGUCGCGGCCGUCGCCACGAGGACUAUGAUUAUGACGACGACGACUACUACGACUUCGACUUGGAUCCUGCUGGCGACGCUGUGGUCCAUAUCCCCUAUGCACCAUCCGUCUCUCUCCAAGAGCGUGGCACCGCCUUCUUCUUCUCUCGCUAUGUGGCCACAGAUCUUGGCUGCUAUCAAAACUACGACUUCAUCUACGACAUCUGGAAGCCCCCCACCAUGAGCCGGCCUCGCAGAUUCGAAAUCCCCCCUCAGGCUCCCCCCAUCAAGCGAUCGGAUGCCCUCAUCUCUGCCGGUAUGACGGCCGUGGGCCUCGUCGGUCUCUCCAAAAUCACUGGUGACAGGGAGACCAUGUUGCGCGCCCAGCAGAGCUACGGCGCCGCUCUCCAGCUGGCCAACGCCGCCCUCCGAGACCCAAAAGAAGCUGUAGAGGACAGUACCAUGCUCGGCGUUCUUAUCCUCGGCACGUAUGAAUUCAUCUCCGGACGCACCCCGCAAACGCUCCACGCUUGGCAGGAACACAUCAACGGUGCCGCUACGCUCGCCACCCUGAGAGGCCAAGACCAGUUUCACACAAAGGCUGGCGUCAGAAUGUUCACCAUGCUGUGCCACUCUGUGCUCAUCAGCUGCAUCCAGAGCGGCCUGCCCAUGCCGAAAGCCAUUGUGGACCUGCGGAACGAACUGCGAAACGUCGCGGACAGCAAGCUGCCGGCGUGGCGUGUCAUUGAUCCCCUGUACAAGGCCCUUCAGAUUCGACACGACAUUAAGCAUAGGCGCAUCACCGGCAUGGACGACAUCAUUGGCAGUCUCGUUGAAAUCGAGGAUGAGUUUGAGAUGCUCAUUCGGGGACUGCCGCCGUCUUGGCGUUACCAGAAUGUCAGCCUCACCAAAUCCAACCCUGCCAUCAUGGGCCCUUCGUGCCACGUCUAUCCGGGCCUCACGCAGGCCACUUCCUGGAACGCAGUACGGACCAUGAGGAUACUGGUCCAGGAGACGAUACUGGAGCAGCUGUGCUACAGCGUAGAGGAUCCUACGACUCUUCCAAUGCACCAUCAGUUGCAUCUUGUCAAGGCCAUGAAGAUGCUGCGCAAGCUCGGCGAGGCUGUCGUCGGCAGCGUCCCUCAGCACUUUGGCAUCGUCAGCUCUCGGGACGUCAAGUACAAUAAGAAUAAAGGGGCAACUCGGCCUACCGUUACCGCCCAGAAUCAGCCCUCGACCAUUGUGUCGGCGCCUCUCUUGCCGCCGGCUCUCGGGAGAGAUGACAGCAAAUCUCCCGUCCCCGCAUGGCAGCGAGAGAGUGUAACGACGCGACCGACGUUGCUGGAUCCGACGCAGUCUGAGCUGGGCAACGGCCGAAGCGACUCGGAACGGUUCUUGACCCUGGCUACGGCUAGCAACACCAUCAUCUGGCCUCUGUAUACGCUCGGCCUAUCGUCGUCUUGCACUCACGAGACGAGUGCCUACAUUGUCGAUAGACUCAUGUCAAUCUAUCGCGAGACGGGCUUGGAGCAGGCCAGAGUUGUGGCAGGCAUGAUGCAGAACAGGCAAGAGUCGUUGACUUGGGCCAGCAUCCCAACCACUCGUCUGCCAUCUUUGCCCGAAGAUGCAUUGCCUCUUGUUGUGUAG